GGUAGUGAAGCAGAGGAUCCAUCUCUGGAGUCGAGCCGUGAUAUCAAUCCAUAUGAUGCUUAUCCUUCUCAGAGCAAUGAAGAUGACGCUAAUUUUCGCGCGGAUGUUCCCAUGGAAGCCUACGAUACGUUGAUGAUAUAUGCGCCUUCUACAAAUCGGAAGAGAAAUCUAUGUGCAUAAAACCCAAUUACAUCGCCAGACUGAAGCUCGAUUUUGAUGAGAAGUUGAGAGCGUAUAUUGUCGAGUGGUUGAUUGAGGCACACAAGGUGUUCGAGUUCCCAACUGACGCUCUAUAUCUCGCCAUCAAUCUUUUCGACCGAUUCUUGGCUGUUCAUCCGGUGGAAAAGAAGAAAGUGAGUUUGGUUGGAGUAACUGCCCUGCAAUUGGCUGUUAAGUAUGCUGGAACAAGAGGAUCGAUACCUUGUGCCGAUUUAUUUUCUGACUUAGCGUUUACUUCCUGCCCUGUGGAGGAGAUCUCGUGCUCCGUACAGGAGAUUAUACAAAUGGAGGACUUGAUCUUGAACACCUUAGAAUGUGAAUUGUCAAUUCCAACUCCGUCCACCUUCAUGUGGAAGUUCCUCAAGGAAACUCAAUCUGAUGAUAAGAUCAAGCACUUGUCCUUUUUCUUCAUUGAUCUCUGCCUAGUUCAGUGUGAAAUGCUCAAGUUUCGCCCUUCAAUAUUGGCUGCCACUGCAAUUUACGCCGCACAUGCCACUUUUAAAGGGUGUAAGCCGUGCAGUAAAAUCUAUGAGCGGUUGACUGGUUGUAGUGCCCACCAUAUCUUGGAAUGCUCGAGACUGAUGGUGACUUCCCAUCAAAAGGCAAGGAGUGUCAAGAGUGUCUAUAAGAAGUACCACACGAGGAGAUUCGACUGUGUAGCUAGAGCUGAACCAGCUCGUUUACUUUUGAAGACCAAGUUUAGCUUGUCCUAUGUCCUCAAGCUUACCUGUUUGUUCAAAUUUUGUGUCCUGAGAGACCUCUAACAGCAUACUGUUUGGUGUCACAUUUUUGUCAAGCGAUUCUUUGGUUUUAGAGAAUCUCUAGGAAUAGCCAAGUCUUGGUACUGCACUGAUGAUUUCGAGCCUGUCGGCUAGCUCAAAGCCCUUGAAUGGAAAGUUGCUGAUUCUCGGCUGUGAAAAUACAUACCUUGCUAGUGUAGUAUUCAAUUCAUGUGAACUUGUUUUGAAUCUUUGAAGGUGUACAUGGUUAUGCAGAUGAGCUCUUUGAUUGUGCUA
Messenger RNA from Rhodamnia argentea, 1235 nucleotides. RefSeq names its product cyclin-B2-3-like. Gene Ontology annotation, biological process: regulation of cyclin-dependent protein serine/threonine kinase activity; mitotic cell cycle phase transition. Lineage: Eukaryota; Viridiplantae; Streptophyta; Magnoliopsida; Myrtales; Myrtaceae. Bases 171 to 983 code for a protein of 270 amino acids. Gene Ontology annotation, cellular component: nucleus; cytoplasm; cyclin-dependent protein kinase holoenzyme complex. The transcript is spliced from 6 exons. Gene Ontology annotation, molecular function: cyclin-dependent protein serine/threonine kinase regulator activity. The record is from RefSeq and is a predicted model, not a curated record.